Messenger RNA from Iphiclides podalirius (scarce swallowtail), 1080 nucleotides. Lineage: Eukaryota; Metazoa; Arthropoda; Insecta; Lepidoptera; Papilionidae. The record is from the annotation of a GenBank genome assembly.
AUGUGGCAAUGGUGUUGGUGCCUUUUGAUAACGUCGCUCGAAAAUUCGCAAGCAGAGAUUUUCACCUUGGGAUACCUGACAGGGUCGCAGAGACGUCCAGGCGAUUACAGUUACCAAAGACCAGGUCGGGUCAUUUCAGGAGCCAUUUCUAUGGCGGUGGAUGAGGUCAAUGAAAAAUUACUUGGGCCUAUGGGACAUUCUUUAGACUUUGUCGUCGCUGAAACAUACGGGCAAGAAGAGGUUUCUAUAAAACAGGUAGCGGCUCUGUGGGCAGCCAAUGUGUCCGCAUUCAUCGGGCCGCAGGAGACUUGUGUACACGAGGGACGAAUGGCCGCCGCAUUCAACCUGCCCAUGGUCAGCUACUUCUGCCGCGACGUGGCGAACUCUAACAAGCGGGUGUACUCAACAUUCGCACGCACUCGCCCCUCCGACAUUGAUAUCUCCCGCUCCGUGGUCGCCGUGCUCACACACUUCAAAUUCAUGCAUAUCGGCGUAGUCUACUUAAAAGCACAAAAUCAUGAUUUCUCUCGAUUGGCAAUGGCAAUCAUAUCGGCGGCAAGGGAAAAGCAGAUAUCAAUUCGAACCAUCCAGGUAUAUCGGCAGCCGUACUACUACGAGAACAAGAGGGAGAAUAUAAGCCGCAAUCCCUUUUUGGAUGUCAUUAAAGAAACCUACAAAGACACGCGAAUUUAUGUAUCAGUGGGAUAUUAUCAUGAUCAUAUUGGACUUAUGCUGGCCCUGGACUCUUUAAAACUUCUAGAUUCAGGGGAAUACGCUGCGAUUGGUGUGGAUGUGGACAAGUAUGAAUCUGAGGAGGCAAUACGGUACCUGUCUGGGCCUCUACGUAAGGAACCGUCGCCAAGAACUCUCCACGCGUUCCGCUCUUAUCUCGCCGUCGCAGCGUCACCAUCGCCAUCGUAUCCAGCGUUCGCCCGGGAGGUCAACAAAAGGCUUCAGAUGCCCCCGUUCAACUUCACGAACCCUCUACUCACUUUAGGGGGAGGAAAAGUGAUCCCAGUGGAGGCGGCGUGUGCUUCACGACUCGGUGUGGGUGUAUGCAAGGGCACUCGCCGCUGCACU